GACAAAAGCGAGGAAGAGAGACUCAGAGUUACAACUCGGAAAGACGAGCAAAGGAAAGAUGAAGAGGUGGUUCGAUCCAUGGCCCGUUUUCUUCAAGCGAGAAUGGAACCGCAACUGGCCUUUCUUGGUCGGAUUCGCCAUCACCGGAACCAUCAUCACCAAGCACUCUCUCAGCCUCACUGAGGCACAGGCCAAGGAGUCGAAAUUCGUUCAGAGGCAUAACAGGUGAGUAAACCCUAAAUACCGAGUUUUCGCUGUUCAUUUCUAUUAGUAUUUGAUUUCUUUUUUUUUCUGGAAUUGUAAUCGUAAAUUAGCAUUGUGUGUUUGAUUCAUUCAAUGGAUAUCGAAAAACAAGAUUGGUGGAAUCAAAUUCAUUUCUAUGCAACAGUUUAAAUAUCUUUCUUGACUUUGAAAAACUGUUUAGAGAAUAAUCCUUUUAAGACAUUUUUAAAUAGCAAUGUACUGCACUUUCUUAGGAAUUAAAGUCAAGGUUUGUAGUAUCAUGGGUGAUCUGCAGUGAUCUGUUAUUGAUCCUAUUAGCAUUUCAUUCAGGUUUCUUUCCAUCUGUUUAAGGUGUUAGUUAUGAAGACUAAAAAGUAGAAACAGCUUGUUAGGAGAUUUAGCCUCUUGUUUUCAUUCGUAACUUUCCAAAUUUUUUUGAACAAAUUCCUUUCCUUUUUUCACCAUAUUUUGUGGAAAUGUUUUGUGCAUCAGGCAUUUUCCCUCAAUAUAUAUUUGGGAUUUCAAGAUUUUGAUAUCUUUUUGAUUAGUUGUAUGACAAUGAAUUACAAAGAUGAUUUUUCUAAGUGCCACUUGGGGUGUUUAAGAAGAUUACUGCUUGUACUUCCGUUACCUUUUCUUUCUUCUUCUUCUUUUCAUUCUUCUUCCUUUUUUUUUUUUUUUAUUGGUUCUAAUUUGUCACCCAGUUGUUUCUCAAAUCUUUACCUUUUAUCGUUUACUUGUUUAGUUUUAGUCUUGAUUUCCUUAGUUGAUGCUGCAGAUGGUAUGGGAUAGAGAACUUUCUUGUAUCUUUUCAUUGUCUACCAUGUGAUUUUACAAUUAACAAAAAGAAAAAGGAGAA
Molecule: messenger RNA, 1081 nt
Organism: Rubroshorea leprosula
Lineage: Eukaryota; Viridiplantae; Streptophyta; Magnoliopsida; Malvales; Dipterocarpaceae
Source: the annotation of a GenBank genome assembly